ACUGUUGAGGUCGUUUUGGUAUUGUACUGUUUGAAAUUGUUAAUGCCUGAAAAGGUGCAUCUAUUGAGGGGAAGUGUGGAAAAUAGGUGGGUUAACUUUGGAAAUUUUCAUGAUGUUUGUUUGGAAAGAUUUGGAAAAGAGUCUGGAAAGAGGGUUUACAAUGCAAUUUCAGAUAUAUUCCUGGACUUACCAUUGGUAGCAAUUGUGGAUAAUCAAGUCAUGUGUGUAAAUUCUGGGCUA
Naegleria gruberi is the source of this 240-nucleotide messenger RNA. RefSeq lists its product as uncharacterized. The record is from RefSeq and is a predicted model, not a curated record. The transcript has a single exon. Gene Ontology annotation, cellular component: cytoplasm; nucleus. NCBI's taxonomy places the organism in Eukaryota, Heterolobosea, Eutetramitea, Acrasida, Naegleriidae. Gene Ontology annotation, molecular function: protein serine/threonine phosphatase activity. The annotation marks the transcript as partial.